This is a messenger RNA of Ictalurus punctatus (channel catfish), 1396 nucleotides long. It is a transcript of the gene efhd1, whose product is annotated as EF-hand domain family, member D1. The transcript is spliced from 4 exons. The coding region runs from base 16 to 891 and encodes 291 amino acids. Gene Ontology annotation, molecular function: calcium ion binding. Lineage: Eukaryota; Metazoa; Chordata; Actinopteri; Siluriformes; Ictaluridae. The record is from RefSeq and is a predicted model, not a curated record.
AUAAACCGGCCUGUGAUGCCGCGUGCAGCCCCGCCCCUCCUCUCCCGCUCCUCGAGGCACCGGAGCCUGGCCUCGUCACCGACAGCUGAUCGUAAAGACAGCAGCACCUCACUUCACCGGACCCCUGCGAUGGCGUCAGAGGAGCUCGCGCGGAAACUGCAGCGCAGGCUGGACGCCACGGAGCGGCCCGAGAGUCCGGCGGAGAGUCCGGCGAGGAGUCCGGGGAGGAGUCCGACGAUGAGUCCGGCGAGGACCGUCACCGAGCCGAGGCGCGAGGGCGAGAGCGAGGACGCGGCCGCCGCCGCUAACGGGGACUCGUGCUCGAACGAGCUCGCGGAGAAGCUCAGCCGCAGGCUGGAGAUCGACGGAGGCGGCGCGAGGCCCAGACAGAUGAUGAAGGUGUUCAACCCGUACACUGAGUUCAAAGAGUUCACGCGCAAACAGAUCAAACAGAUGGAGGAGAUGUUCAAGAGAUUUGACUCUGGGAAGGACGGCUACAUUGACUUGAUGGAGCUGAAGAUGAUGAUGGAGAAGCUGGGUGCUCCUCAGACCCACAUUGGUCUGAAGAACAUGAUCCGUGAGGUGGACGAAGAUUAUGACGGCAAGCUCAGCUACCGAGAGUUCCUCCUGAUCUUUAGGAGAGCAGCAGCAGGGGAGCUGCAGGAUGAUGACCCUCUUAUGGCGCUGGCUCGUCUCUCGGAGAUCAAUGUGUCCAACGAGGGCGUGAAGGGAGCACGUGACUUCUUUGAGGCCAAGGCUCAGGUGCUGUCAGUACGCAGUAAGUUUGAGGCAGAGCUUCGGGAGGAGAAGGAGGAGAAGCAGAGGAUGGAGGAGGAGAGGAAACAACGACGGGCCGCAUUCAAAGAGCUGCAAUCCGCAUUCUGCUCCUGAACACACACACACACACACACACACACACACACACACACACACACACACAGAGAUUGUACCUCCUACUGAUGAAUACAGAAGCACAGCUGUAAAGCCUCACUGUAACUGUAGCAAAAGUAGCUGACACACACACACACUUUAACCAUGUUGAGCUUCCUAUUUUACUCUGACUAGUUCUAUUUUUUUUAAAUAGUAUUUAAUAUAAGAGAAGAAUUUAGUAAAUAAUAUUAAUGAGUAAUAAAUAUAUAAAUCUAUACACAUCUGUAACAUGAAUAUUUACAUAAUGAGCUGCAUGAUGAACGACAUCAUAACAUCAGGCUUCGAAAUGAAGGGAAAUAUGUUGGUCACCAUGAUUUAAAACAAAAAGUUUUUAGUUCUCUCUUUUUUAAAAAUCAUGACCAUCUUUCUUAUUGUAAUUUAAUUUUUAAUCUUAAUUUUAAUGUUUUUUUUUUACAUUAGACUAUGUGUUGAAUUCCGUUAAUAAUAAAAAUCCAUUAUUAAAUGA